This is a messenger RNA of Triplophysa dalaica, 3949 nucleotides long. RefSeq lists its product as uncharacterized. The transcript has 11 exons. Lineage: Eukaryota; Metazoa; Chordata; Actinopteri; Cypriniformes; Nemacheilidae. The record is from RefSeq and is a predicted model, not a curated record. The coding region runs from base 60 to 3893 and encodes 1277 amino acids.
CAACCCCCCUGUCACAAAAUAAACAACUGUUCCUACAGUACACCUCUCAUAUUAGAGAGAUGGCAGAAGAAGUGGAGAAGUACGAGAGGAAGCAAGAAAUGCAAGCUGAAGCCCGGGCAGUUGGAGACCAGGGCUGCUUGAUGGUGGAGUUUGGUGACUUCCAGGGCCGGUCCAUGAAGGAUGUUUAUGAGGACCAGAGCAAGGAGGCCAAAGCCCUCAUCAGAUACCUGGUUAAGGCAGAUGCCAGGCCCAACACAAACAUGGCCAUUUUCAAAAGCUAUGUAGUGAAAAGACAGGCUUCUGCUGUGGGCAGCAGUGUACGUCAGCCUACACCUCCAUCUGCAACAUCCAGUGCUUCUGCACAACCACCCGCAGCCUCCACUGCGUCUGCAUCUCCGCUAAAAGCACUCCAAACUGGUGUAUCGCAGACUGCCAGUGUGAAAGCGCUGUUGGCACGUGGGAAACAUUUGUCUCCUUCACAGCUCGCCAGAAAACUCCUUUCACCAGUUAAAUCCUAUCCAUUACUGAAGGUCCCUUUACCUCCUCCAGCACCAGAACUCCCUGCCAAACAUUUGGCCCAAAGGCAGCUUUUCGUAACUGACACUUCCGUUCCCGCUGCUGAAGAUGAUGCGGAGCUGAUGUUUGCUGCAUCACAAUGUGAAGCACAACUAACUACAGAGGCCUGUGCCGGUCCGUCUCCAUCAGCCGAAACAGCAAGAACACCAGAUCUUCCACAUCAUCAGCCAUCGGCUGAGCUUCCAAGCCACUGGAAAGAUCAUCUUCCACCUUUCCAGCAUGAGUGGAUCCGGAACACACUAUUCGUGGCCAACCUGCGAACCGACUGUGGUAGGCACAGACUGACAGCGGCAGGACUCUACCGUACUGUGCGCAAGGUCUUAGACAUCGACAGGUGGUAUGACCUUGCCACUGAGUAUCUGGAGUGCAAAGGCUGCAAAAAGAAGUAUCCCGCCUGGUCUGAGGACAUCUUAGGACAGCUGGAUAUGGGCCACCGCAGUCAGUUUCCAGCUUUGCUGACAUACAGAUACUCAUGUGACAACAGGGUGCUGAGGAUGAUGAGGGAGAGGACACUGGGCAACAGUGUGACUCAGCUUUACAAGAAGCUGAUGGAACAACACAGUGAGGCAUGGACACAGCGUGUCCUGCAGUACCUUACUGCCUGUGAACCAUUCACAACGUCCUCCCUUGUGCAGCCUCCUGUGUUUGCUGAGCCUCCUCUCUUCCCUGCCCUACCUAAACCUAAGUGGCUGUUAGCUGUGUACGCCAGGGAUGUUUUGGGGCGACUGCACGAGGUCAAGGCCAAAAUUACUUCUAUCUUUGGUUGUGUUCUCAAGAUGGACUCCACAAAAAAGGUCACAAAGAAACUUGCCGGUGCUGCUUCAGGAACAGCUGCCUGGUGCACAAAUGUUGGGAAUGAGCAUGGUCAAGUCCUUGUAUCUGUUCUGACAGCCGCCGAGGGACAUGGACUGGACUCCAUGGCAGCUGGCCUCAUGAAACGCUACCGGGAGGCAGGAGAGGCUGCCCCAAAAGUGAUGUACGUGGACAGAGAUUGCUGCAGUCAGCACGGCCAGUCUUGGGUGAAGGUCAUGUUUUCAGAGUGGGAUGAGCUUGAAGUGCGCCUCGACAUCUGGCAUUUCAUGCGGCGAUUUGCUGCAGGUGUCACUACAGAGGCUCAUCCGCUUUACGGCAUCUUCAUGGCACGUCUAUCCACGUGCAUCUUUCAGUGGGAUCCAGAGGAUGUGGCUGCUCUUCAGCGUGCAAAGGUGGGUGAGCUGGCGGCAAAUAAGACUGGCCCCAUCUCAGAAAAGGUGGUCAGUGCUCGCAUUACCAGGAGAGAGUUGGCACUGCACUGCCGGAGGAGGACCAGGGGUGUGGAGGAGACCACCAGAUUGAUUGGAGCACUGAUCGAUCUGUUUGACAGUGCAGACGGGAAGGACACUCUGGGAGUUCCUCUGCUGGACCACGAACGGAUCCGGCAGAUUUGGAAAGAACAGCGGAAGCACGUGCAGUGUAUCCAAGACCCAGAGAACUUUCCACUCUACAUGAGGAAGGGGACACUGAAGAAAGGUGGCGUGGAGCUCUGCUGCUACAGAUGUGCCCGUGGCUCUACAUCCUUGGAGUCAUUCCACCUCCACCUGAACCGAUUUAUUCCAGGAACCAGUGCCAGUGAUGCGCAUUUUCAGGCCUAUCUCCUCGAGGGCUUGAUGCGUUGGAAUGAUGACCGGAUGGAAGACGCCAUAAAAGGAGCAUCCUCCAUCCGGUCAUUUGGCAGUGCCAUGAAAGAGGCUGUGGAGCGGCUUAGCCUAACAGUCUUUGGGAAGCCCUGGGAUGAGCGCUAUCGCCCUCCUGGAGCAUAUACAGGUGAAUUGCUGGGAAUGGAGUAUCUUUACAGCCAGACUGGCAAAACACUGACUCCAGUGCUCCAGAACCCCGAAGAGGAAGACAGGCUGGUGGAGGAAGUCAAUGACCAGGACCUGCAAGAUGAGGGAUUUGGGGAAGAGAUAACGGAGGACAUCACAGUUCCAGUGCUGUAUGAGGAUGAACCCUGCCGUGAUCUCGUGAUCAGCCCCUCAUCUUUGCCUCUGCCUCGGUCUCCAACAUCACUGGCUGAGCCAUCCACAUCUUCUGGUGGAGAAGGACAGCAUCUUGCCCCUUUAGUGCUGUCGCAGCCACCUGACACUGGAAGCAGUCUCUCCACUGAAGCUCAGGGCGCAGUCAUUGGACCCGAUGGCAUCGCUGGUUGGGACAAGGUUCAGGAUUUGGCUGGUUACCUGGUGAGCCUUAGUGAGGCUCCUUACCUCACUGAUCUGCAGGUGACCGAAGCCAUUCAGCUAUGGACAGCUCUCCCUGACAUUGACAAACAGCGGGUCAACUAUCAGCCUCGACAUCAGCCUCAGCUGACACAUGGGCGCUUUAAGGCACCGAAGCGGUCAGGAGUCACACCGGGUGUGGAGAGUGUCAAACGGUGUCUGAUUGGACAUCCUGGGGGUCCAGCACAGUGGCCCAGCACCAGCCGCUUGGUUGAGGCCAUUUGUAUAAAGCUGUGUGCUUUACACAAGUCACCGACCAAGAAGUCCGGAGUUAGCAUCCCCAGGUGGUCUAAAAUCCUCUCAGAUUACCACCACAUCCGAGACCUGGUCCUCAACAGUCGCAGGCUGAUGGAUGAAACAAUGAUCCAGCUUUUUGAGCUAAACCAGAGGACACUCAUUCAGUGGUUUCAACGGCGGCAGAAGAAUCAGGAAAUGAGUGUCCUCGCUCAGGGACUGACUCCACCUGACCCAAUUGCUGUGGCUGAUAUGCAGCUUCCUCCGCCGAGGGAAAAAUUGAAUGAAGCGCCAUCGACAUCAGGUCCAAAGCAUAAAUUCAUCCUUCCGCCAAAUCGAGAAGGACAGGCUCCUCGUUUGCGACCAGGUCGACGGCCCGCUGCUGCUAACAGGGAGUGCCCCAUCGCAGCUGCCCCCACAGCAUCAGGAGAUGUGCAGCCCAUUUCUGCACCUGGGUCAUUGAUGGGCACACUAGUCCUUAACCCUGACAUGACUGUGUCAAUGGUGAUUCCGUCUUCUGGUGCAGGCACAGCUCUGCCUGCUCCUGUGUCUGCUGCUUCUGUGUCUGCUGCUCCUGCAUCCCGUUACACCCAAAGGAAUAGGCGCCGGCGGGCGCAAGAGAUGGAAAGUGGAGUUUGUAAGAGGAAGUAUCUGCGGGGGGUUAAUUUUAACAAGUGCAGCAAAUGUGGGCAGCCCAAAACUAAGGAGUUUGGACAUAGCCGGUAUGGUAGUGCCACAUUUUGCUUGCAUGCUUCAAAUGGCAAAUCUUUAGAAGAUUGGUUGGCAGAACAGCGCCAGCAAAAUAAACCCCAAACUCCACCUCCUCAAUAAGUUUCAACUUUCCUGUAUAUAUUUCAUGGGCCAACUCGUUCAUAUUGUCCUGUAUA